AUCAUCCCUUUCUUUGCAUGUUAAUGUCUGGUUCCCUCAUGGUCAUUUGCUAAUCUACAGGCUGUAUAACUUCGCCAUUUGCCAAGCUUUCUAUGGCGCCGUUUAUCUUCCGUUGGCACUGUAACGACUCAAUCGAUCGCGUAACAAUUUGACAACGGUCGUGGAUUAUUUGACAGACUGAUGUAACCGAAUUUUUGAAUUUUUUUUUUGUUCCAUUUUGGAUGCAACGAUCGCGGCAUUAUUGUGACCGUCGUUUUAUGUUACAUCGCACCUCUGAAUCACUUUCACGCAUCUAUUCAUACAGACUUUCCUACUUCCUCAAGUACCUAAUUUCGUAAAGGUUUGCAGGAUGAAUGAAUGGAUGGAUGACGAACGGCUCUGCCCUUUGUGUUCGGUGCCAGCUCGCGUCACCUGCUUAGGUUUAUUGACGGCUAAUCGUAACCUCUCUCCUUUCGCACCUUUCUAGCUGUUGUGGUGUUGGCUUUAGAGCCAUCCUAAACGCACCGAGGUACCCAGAAGAGCAUGGAAAGAUGUGUCUAGUCUUUCAGUGGACGAGCAUGGCCCGGGAACCGGUGACGCUGAAUGUCUAUGACAUGUAUUGGAUCAACGAAUACACAUCCCCCAUUGGCCUUGGUGUGUUCCAUUCCGGCAUUGAAGUUUAUGGCACAGAGUAUGCGUAUGGGGGCCAUCCAUUUGCCUUCUCUGGAAUCUUCGAGAUCGCACCCAAGUUUGCCACUGACCUUGGGGAGCAGUUCAAGUACAAACAGAGCGUGCUGCUGGGCUACACAGACUUCAACCAAAGCGACGUGCGCAAGAUUGUGGAAGAGAUGGGCUAUGAGUUCCGCGGAGACCGCUACCACCUCAUGAACAAGAACUGCAACCACUUCUCCGGGGCGCUGGGCAAGACGCUGUGUGGCGAGGGCAUCCCUCCCUGGGUGAACCGGCUGGCAUACUUCAGCUCGUGCGUGCCCUUCCUCCAACGCUGCCUGCCGCGGGAGUGGCUCACGCCCAUGGCACUGCAGGCCUCCAUCCGGGACGGCAGCCUGAGCCCGCCCACGGCGGGGGGCCCGGCGAGGGGUUCGGCGAGCUCCAAGCAGCAGCUCUGACCCCCGCCCCCGCGGCGGGCGAGCGUGCCGAUAACGAGGGGGCUGCGUCCCUCCUCCCCAGGUGCCUGGCCCUGCCCCCUUCGCUAGGAACCAAAGUGAAAAGACUUUGCUGCUAUCACAAUCGCUCGCUUCACUUCUGCAUCGGUGCCACGAAUCUCGCCCCAUCGCUUUAUUUGGAACAGUCAUGGACCUUCUAAUCAUUGACGACAUAAACGUGCAUCUAUGUGGAGUAACCCGCCACGUGAACUUUAUAUAAUGCAGUUUUCACGAACAAGUUGCCUCCCCGCUCCCAUUGCGAAUCUCGAGGGCCUUUCUUGUGACACCUAACUGGAAAACUUCUCAAGUGUGGAACAUCUUGUGAUGCAAUGAAGAUAGAGUGGGUGGGUGGGCUGUGCGGUUUACAAAUCACCAAAGGUAUGUGCAUUGCCAACCGUUAGGUUACAGUACGUUGCUUGCAAUGGCAAAAAAACUGAAAUUGACUGCUGCUUUCAAUUAUUAUAAUAUAUGUACUAUAUUUUUAUAGGGUUCUGCCCUUUUCUGUCAAGCCCAUGUGCGAGUGUUUGCAAGCGAAGUGUUCUUAUGUGCAUUAAUCGGACGGAAUAGCGACCCAUCUCGGGCCUGUUGCGAAGCUGGGCCGAGCUGUUGCGAGCGUUGACGAAGUGGCGACGCAUUGCAGUAUUCAUUGCAAACGAUCGGGGGACGACACUAAACUAUGAGGUUUAGGAGUUUCCCCAAGUUUUGUUGUUUGCGGGUUCCAAGGGGAUCAUGAAACGGAUUGUGGCAGUGAGCACGAGGUUGCGUAAUUUCUACGUCUUCAGUGACCCGCAUUGUUGUAUGUGGCCAUUAGCACUCGUUGCAUCCAGGGGUGGAUUUAGAGGGGGGGUCCGGAUGUCCUGACCCCCCUCUUGAUUUCUGCAUGUGUAAAAUUUAGGGCGUAAAACGAAGGAGGGGGUUCCUAAACAUAUGGUACGCUGACCGACACCUGACCCCCCCCCCCCCCCAGGAAAUUCCUGCAUCCGCCCCUGGUUGCAUCGUAUGAACGCGACUGUCCGACCGCGGAGUGAAAAAAAAAAGUCAUACUGGCAUUUGUUUUCCCAAAAGCUAGUAUGCACACACGAAAACCGGUGCCCGUUUCGUGCUUUCCAAUAGACCCUUUUCAAAAGCUUGAGCAGACGCCGGUUCGCCAUUGUUUGGUCACACACUUUGAGCAUGAUUUGGACACGAGGGCACUCAUUAGCCGAAACAAAACAAUUGUCUUAUGGUCCCUUAAGACCCAAACUCCCUUGGUCUUCAUGCUUUGUACGCAAGUGGCUGCAUAUGUAUUCAGUGGUGUCGUAGCCUUGAGGCUUUCACGAAAGGUUGAGCUCCAUUUUUAUAUUCAUUUGCAUACUGCCGUAGCUCGAACGUCAGUCACAGCUCUAGAUACUCGCCAGUAUGAAUACCUGCAGCCCAGAAGUGUGCGCUUAUGCAACACUUUCUCGUGCAAAUCUGUGUUCAGUUGCACAAAGAAUAAACAAAAAAAAGUGGCGCAAAGGUCAUCCCAGUACUAAGGGGGACUGAUGGAAAGAUGCUGAUCUGACUUGACGGUCAUUCUUGUUUACCUCUUGAUAUACGGGAACAAAAGCAUUUGGUCUUCUGUCAUUUCCAUAUAGUGUGAAGAGAGAAUGACUGCCAAGUCAACCUAGCAUUUGCAUCCUUUUGCUGGUCUUUGUGCCUUUGUUUUUGUGCUUUGCAACAUCUACUCGCCUAACUAGAACUUUUUAGCGACAUUUUUAUGUUUUUUCAGUAAAUUAAGGUGGAACCAUUGGUAAUUGGCAUUUUAUAUGGUGCAUAAAAAAGCUUACCAGGCAGUGAAAAUGGCAACGGUAAUAAAGCUAAAAGACAUGCCUUUUUAAGCAUGCAAAUGCAUCUCAUCUGCAAGUAAAGCAACAUACUUAUAAUAAUUAAAUAUAAAAAAAAACAAUUUUUUUUUUAAUGUUAACAAUUUUAAAAUUCGAAGUUUAACACACAUCAUGUUUGAAAAUAUAAGAGUGUGAGCUAAUGGUUCUGCAGCACGUCCCAUACUACAAGACGACCUCAAAAAGGAUUGAGAUUGCGCUUUCCCCUUUCAGGAGCGUUGAGAGCCAAGCGUGUACCUAUGGAUCGGGUUUGGCCACGGAAUUUGAAGGGUAUCUAGCCAAGCCGAGCCCAGAUACAAUUUCUGUUCGCUUGUCCAGCGUAGAAAAAAAAAAAGAAAUGGGGCAAAGUUUGUCACGCUUUGAGAGUCCGAAGACUACGGCAGAUUUCUUGGCUCUUUCUUUUCCCUGGCUUUCAAGACUGCACUGUGAUAUUUUGAGAUUAUUUCGAAAUGUUUACAGUACCGUAUACUUUAGCAUCCCCGUCUGUCUUUUUUUCCUGGCUCCCCCUCCCGUCUGAUUCUUGCCGACCGCCCCGCGUGUCGGCACUUGCAACGACUGCCACGCCUCGUUUCGGUGGCUUGCUGCGAGAUCCCCGCGUUUCUUUGUGUACAGUGCCAUCGAUCACACGUGCCAUGAUCUUGAGGGGUGACAAGGCAAGGUUAUAGCCUUCCCCUUACGCUCAGCAAAGCUAUCUUCUGUCUGGUCGUGAAGGCGUCGGGGAAGAAAUUGUCCGACGGUCCGAGUGAUCGUUUGGUGCCGAGUCGUGUUACUGGUCAAAGCGUGUUAGUAAUAGGCUCUUGCAGGUUAGGAAUAGCGGGCUCCUUUCACAAAGCCCUCCACCCUUUCCUCUUCAGCAGAGCAAGUGCUGAAGAGGAGGCGAGUGUAGAGAGCUUUUGUAAGGGGAAGCAUGUCUCGCUUUUCUUAACCUGCUAUAGGCUACGUUCCUCCGUGCUUGCGAAACACGAGGUUGCAUUUCUGUCGGGCCUGCAGUGCAGGCCACCUACACGUGGGGUGAGCGUGCCACUGCCAUUUCAUUAUCGGAGUUUUGCGGCGAUUUGACGGUGGCUGCAAAGUGUUUGUAGCCUUGUACCGUUGCGACAAGAAAGUUUUUGUGCGUGCCGUUCAGUGUGCUCAGUGCAGGUCUCUCUGCCUGUCUGUGUUUUCAACUAUAAAAAAAGAGUAUAAAACUAGCCUCUAGGAUUUUCUAAAAAGUAGUGUGCAGAUGAAGCGGCAAGGCGUUCCCAGGAGACCGAUGUCCGUGGGGAAUGAUGAAGUGACGGAUGUGACAAUUGUGAAACGUAGCGGUUAGAUUUUGCAUACACAGUUCGAAGUGUUUCCUUUUUUCUUUUACUUUGUUAUACUUGUACGACCUUCGUUCUAUGCAGGGGAUGCGUCCUCGUAAGUUUGUGCGUAUUGUUGCAGUGGUCGUGCGGCAGGGCAAACAUUUUUUUCGAACCGAACUGUCUUCUACUUGAGCAGCGAGCACAAUGCACGUUUAUUCCUGUUCAUGCUGCGUUGAGUAACUCAUGCUUUUUAUUUAUUCAUAAGCACACACACUCACAUGCACGUGAGAAAAAACAAAAGUACCAUUGUUGUAGGAGUAGGAUUAUUAAAAGUUGUCCCAUUUUUA
Molecule: messenger RNA, 4634 nt
Organism: Ixodes scapularis (black-legged tick)
Lineage: Eukaryota; Metazoa; Arthropoda; Arachnida; Ixodida; Ixodidae
Product: deubiquitinase DESI2
Exons: 7
Coding region: 531-1106 (191 amino acids)
Biological process (GO): protein deubiquitination
Molecular function (GO): deubiquitinase activity
Source: RefSeq, a predicted model, not a curated record